Leishmania braziliensis MHOM/BR/75/M2904 is the source of this 1011-nucleotide messenger RNA. Its product is annotated as DnaJ domain protein-like protein. The transcript has a single exon. The coding region runs from base 1 to 1011 and encodes 336 amino acids. NCBI's taxonomy places the organism in Eukaryota, Euglenozoa, Kinetoplastea, Trypanosomatida, Trypanosomatidae. The record is from RefSeq and is a predicted model, not a curated record.
AUGUUCAGCCUCAUCCACACUCGACUCCUGCUGCCGCAGCGUGACCCAUUCAAAAUUCUCGGCCUCACGCGCAGUGCUACCAAGGCAGAGGUGAAGAUGAGGUACCGCGAGCUCGCUCGCAUCUACCACCCUGACGCGGAGGCCGGUGAUAGUGCCAAGAUGGAGGAGGUGAAUCAUGCGUACAAGCUGCUAUUGAAGGAGGGUGGAUACGAGCGUCUACAUCUUCCAGGACCACGCGAGACGUGGGCACGUCGCGCAUAUGCUCCUCCCGGUGUAACCGCGGAGAGUAGACGUCAACCGCUGCAGGAGAUGGCCACGGCGCCCUUCACUGUAGACCAGCAAUCGUGCGGCGCUGCUGGGCCAUCGUCGGAGGCCUCUGCUAACUCUACAUCGCCACCGCUGACGGAUGAGGAGGUCGAGAAGGUGAGUGCACUAGAUGCGGCUACGGAGCGGCGGACACCUGAGGGGAAGUACUUGUAUCAAAAUCGCGACGAUCAAAGUUGGGUGGAGCUCGAUCGCUCACUGCUGCGCACGCAACUGACCCGCUACAUGUCAUUCGCUGCGCAGGCUGACAUGACUGCCGAGCUGCGACGCCGCGCCGUGCUAAAGGAAAAAGAGCAAAACGAAAAGAGUCGCUUUCAGAGGACAGCAGACCGUCUCGCGGAUAAUGCUGAGCUGCCGACGCGUAAUCCAUACCUGCUACGCAUCUACGCGCUAGUAGUCGUGUGCGUCUUCUACCUAAUGUACAAGCGCACGUUUGAGCGCACCAGCCACCAGAAGAAGCGCACACAGUUCUACCAGAUGCUGGAGGGCAACCGAGAGGAGUUGAUGACGGCGUAUGAGAAGCACAAGGACGGUUUGCAGGUAAUGGCGGUUGCCGCGGCGCUCGUCUUUCUUGCAGCCGCGGAACACAAGACGCUCGACGACCCCAUAGUGCCAAGUCCCCCAGAGACGUUUUACCGCUCUGUGGUGCCGCCGAAUGACCACUACACUGUCGUCGCUGGCGGCUAA